CCACUGUACUGUAAAGUUUACAGGAUGACGUCAUUACCAAGGAGACGUAUUGAAACAUGGCGGCCGCCUGGUUGGUGAUUUGAUACCCACAACAACACUUCGACCCGCCUUUUUGUCUUUCCAGAUAACCGUUCGUCUUUAUUGUCAGGACCUAUGCGAGGAAAAGACACUAGUUAACUGAGGGACGAAAUUUAGACUGUCGCAGCCAUGUCCAAGCGUGAGAGAGACAAGCCCAAGUCCCUGUCCACCCACAAACUGGGCCGCUCAGCGAGCGGGACCGUCAGCUACGAGGACCUGAUUGUGGCGCAGUAUCUGGACGAGAUCAGGAAGGCGACCAAGGACAAGGGAGCCACCCACACCCCAUCCCCCUACCUACAGCAGCUGCUGAAUGGAGGCAUCCGGUACGCGCAGGGGACCGGCCCCGGAAAGGGGGCCGCGCGGCCGAUGUCAGCGUCCGUACAAGGCCGCUCUGCCUCGCGGGAAAGGUCGAGGAUCGACGCCAAGUUCAUAGCAGAUCCUGCAGGGUUUGAAGCAGAACAGAAGACCAUGAAGGAAAAGAGAAAAAGGCCAUCCAGUGCUCCAGCUACUAGGAAUAGAGCCAGGUAGGAGAGAACAGCUA
This is a messenger RNA of Branchiostoma floridae (Florida lancelet), 619 nucleotides long. RefSeq lists its product as uncharacterized. NCBI's taxonomy places the organism in Eukaryota, Metazoa, Chordata, Leptocardii, Amphioxiformes, Branchiostomatidae. The transcript has 3 exons. The record is from RefSeq and is a predicted model, not a curated record. Bases 208 to 606 code for a protein of 132 amino acids.